Molecule: messenger RNA, 1008 nt
Organism: Aspergillus nomiae NRRL 13137
Lineage: Eukaryota; Fungi; Ascomycota; Eurotiomycetes; Eurotiales; Aspergillaceae
Exons: 1
Coding region: 1-1008 (335 amino acids)
Source: RefSeq, a predicted model, not a curated record
AUGGCCGUAUCACCUAUCAUUACAUUCAAUAUUCCUGAUACCGGAUUCUCCUUCCGGGUACGAUUACUCGUGGAGCAGAACCCCGAUGUCGCCCAGCAGGUCAUAUCCCAGCUACCUCUCAAGAGUGUGCUAGGCCACGUUGUGAUAGCUGGAGAGACUUUCUGGACCCCGUGUAGGAUUGUGCACUUGGGCGACAACAACAUGGUCCAGCGUCACCGGGGAGCGGUUUUCCUCAACUCCCUCGGCCAGUCCAUCUGCCUCAUCUACGGCAGAAUCACGGAGAGCGCCAAGAUCAACAAGUUUGGCGAGGUUCUGGAAGAGGACCUGCACAAGCUGGAGCCAAUAGGGAAACUCAUCUACCAGCAAACCGUUGCGCAGCCCCGCCGCACACUCAUGCAAGUGCAUAUCACGGGCGACUUUCCACUGCCGAAACCUUCUGAAAAUUAUCAAUUGCCAGCACCGGCGUGCUCGCCUGAGGGGCACUGGCGUGCGACCAAAAAGCUCAUUGAGAAGGAGAUUGAUCGGAUUUGGCUUGAUGAGCCGGAGGAGAUCCAGAAAAUCCGAUGGGGGGUGAUUGACAGUGGUGCUGGCACCGGCGAACAGUACUUCACGGUUCUCGUUCACCUGGAGGCCUUCCUCAUGGUGUUGGGUGGGGACUUAAUGGGCCGCUUUUUGAAAAUUGCUCAGGAUGAUGAUGUGCGACUGACGACCUUGAAUCGCAUCACGAAGGAAUUCCUUGUGGAGCGCUUUGACUUAUUCGAGUUCAUGGGGGACCUUGGUCUACCCAGUAUGCUUAAGAUCGGUGGAAUGUUUGCGACUGCUCUGGAUACACUCGAGUCCAAACAGGACUACAUCCAGCUGAUGGGAACGAUGCUCACCUACACCAACCGGUUGCAUCGCUGGUCUUACUUCAUUUUCCCAUGGCAUCUGGGAGUUGAGUUUCCCCACCGCAAGCCUAGAGAAAUACUGUCCAUCGCGGACCUUCUCAGACAAGGUUGUGGAAUCUAA